UAACGUUAGUAGGUAGCCGAGCUGGAAUAUGUCUUCAAAGAUGUGAGAAGUGCAAGGUUAUCGAAAUCCCAGACAAACCCUGCUCCUAAAUGAUUUGAGACUAUGCAUGUCAUGGCGGAUGUCCAUGUUCUGAGAGGGACACUUCCGCCGAGAAAGACUUUUGUCCUCUCUCUGGCUCGAGUUGUUAUUGUAGCGUCGGCUAAACUAGCUAUGCUAACACCGUAGCUAACGGUAGCUAGCUUAGCACACAUUCCGUGCCUUCACUCUCCUCGUAGCCAGUUGAUUAGCACGGAGCGGCACGGCGCACUCACCAACAAGGUAACUUUGGAGCAGGCUAACCAGAAGCAUGCAUCAACAACUGACCUGGCUAAUGUUGAUGUCAAAUUUCCUAGUUAGUAGUAGGAAGUUGGCGUCAGCUGAAGGCAAGGUUACAGUGUAAGUUGUGUUAUGCUAGUUGAGAAAUUUUGACAAAACAAUAGUCCUUGCUAACGUUUCAUGUUUUGCCAAGAGCCACCUUGAUGGAAAUGUUGUUAGCAAAGGUUAGCUAACAGCAGCUUGCCUGCUGCACACCUGGCUCUCCCAGCAGCAAAAGCUUCAAUGUUUACCAGUCGACCUCACGUUGUGCUGUGAGAUGGACCACCAGACACUGAGCCACUGAAAUGGCUCUCAGCCCGCACAGAACAUCUUUCUGAGACGGUGUGUUUCUACGUUCAGAGGGGAAAUUAUGUCUAGCAAAGCUGCAACCAAGGACAAGAAGUCGAGCUUCAGCAAGAAGCUCUUCAGGCGGGGCUCGGUCCGCUCGGUGGGCAGCUUCAUGAGCAGAGUCUUGAGGACCCUGACGACGCUGUCCCACUUUGGAUCUGAGGUGCAAACAGAGGAUGACAAAGAUGAUGGGGGGUUCACCACAUUUAGACUUGGAAGUAAAGAUUUGCCGAUGGACGAUGGUGACAUCGGGAGCUUCCUGUCUGGAGAGAAAGUUCCUGGAGUGUCUGGUCUCAAAAACCAUGGGAAUACCUGCUUCAUGAACGCCGUUCUCCAGUGCCUGAGCAACACCGAGCUCUUUGCUGAGUAUCUUGUUCUGGAGCAGUACAAAGGACAGGAGCUGGAUGAAGACAAACCAAAGACAAAUGGUGUGCAUCUGCAGAAGAAAGGUCCCGCGGCCAGAGGAGAGGUGACAGAACAGCUAUCAGGACUUGUGCGAGCCUUGUGGACUUUUGAGUAUACCCCUCAGCACAGCCGGGACUUCAAAAAUGCUGUCUCAAGAAAUGCCUUGCAGUACAGAGGGAAUGCUCAGCACGAUGCCCAGGAGUUUCUGCUCUGGCUGCUGGACAGAGUACACGAGGACCUCAAUACAAUCAACCCCAACAGCAGGCCUUCCAUAAAGCCACCAAUUGAAGAAGACGACCAGAGCCUGGAGGGCCCGUCUCCUCCCCUCUCUGCUGGGUCAUUCGUACAGGAGCUGUUUCAAGCUCAGUAUCGAUCGUCGCUCACCUGUCCACAUUGCCAAAAACAGAGCAAUACAUUUGAUCCUUUCCUCUGCAUCUCCUUGCCCAUCCCUCUACCACACACACGGCCCCUGUAUGUGACAGUGGUCUACCAGGGGAAAUACUCACACUGUAUGAGGAUCGGAGUGGCUGUUCCCCUCAACAGCACGGUCUACCGGCUCAGAGAUGCUGUGUCACGCGAGACCAAGAUCCCAAUGGACCAGUUUGUCUUGACUGAAAUGUACUAUGAUGGGUUUCAUCGCUCCUUUUGUGAUGAUGAUGACGAUCUAGACAUCAUUCAAGAGAGCGAUUCCAUUUUUGCCUUUGAGACGCCAGAAACCUUUAGAUUGGAGAACAUACGCACCAAAAGAGGAAGUCUGCUGGCGAACCUGAAUCAGAACAACUUGAAGUAUGGGAAUGAAAUCGGUAGGACUCCAUCUUUCAUGCAGGGUGCCAUGACUCCUGUCACGGCAUCACCCAACAAGAACGUGGGCCCAGACAAGAUGAUCCUCCUGGUCUGUAAUAGAGCCUGCACAGGCCACCAAGGGAGGAGGUUUGGCCUGCCAUUUGUUUUGUACAUGGAGCGCACUGUGACCUGGGAUGCUCUGCAGAAGGAGAUCCUGGAGAAAAUGCGUCACCUUUUGAGGCCUGGAGUCUACAUUCAGGUGGGACCUUUCAGUCUCCGAGUGGUUGGAGUUGUUGGCAUCACCUACCUCCUUCCCCAAGACGAGCAGCCACUGUGUCACCCAACUGUGGAAAGAGCUUACAAGUCCUGUGGACAAGGCGGGCCGCCUCAUGUGAAGAUUGUGGUGGAGUGGGACAAAGAGACCAAGGAUUAUUUGUUUGGACACACUGAGGAAGAGUACAUCCCUGAUGCUGAGAGUGUGUAUCUGCACAGAGAACAACAUCAUCAGCCCCAGGCCUGCACCCUUGCUCAGUGCUUCCAGCUCUACACCAAGGAGGAGCAGCUGGCCCCGGACGACGCCUGGCGCUGUCCCCACUGCAAACAGCUGCAGCAAGGCCGCAUCAAGCUCAGCCUGUGGACGCUGCCGGAUGUGCUCAUUCUGCAUCUCAAAAGAUUCAGACAGGAGGGAGACCGGAGGGUAAAGAUGCAGAACUUGGUGAGGUUCCCGUUGAUGGGCAUGGACAUGGCGCCGCAUGUCGUAAAGAGAAGUCAAAGUAGCUGGAGUUUACCUUCCCACUGGUCACCAUGGAGACGACCCUAUGGCUUGGGACGUAACCCCGAUGACUACCUGUACGAUCUGUACGCCGUGUGCAACCACCACGGGAACAUGCAUGGAGGCCACUACACAGCUUACUGUAAGAACUCCAUAGAUGGACAGUGGUACUGCUUCGAUGACAGUGAGGUGCAGCCAAUGGCGGAUGAUGAUGUGUGUCAGCAGACGGCCUAUAUUCUGUUCUACCAGCGGAGGACCACUAUUCCAUCCUGGUCGGCCAACAGCUCUGUUGCUGGUUCCACCAGUUCAUCUCUGUGUGACCACUGGAUCAACAGGUUGCCUGGUAGUAGACCUGCUAGCUUGGCCUCUGGAGCUUCCUCAAGGCGCACCUCCUUAGCUUCACUGGCGGAGUCAGUGGAGUUCACAGGAGAGCGUAGUGAAGAUGAUGGCGGAUUCUCUGCCCGGCCUUUUGUGAGGAGCAUUCAGCGCCAGAGCUUGUCCUCUAGAUCAUCCAUCGCUAGUCCUUUGGCCUUCAGUGACACAGGGAUAAAGCCUUCAUGGUCUCUCUCUGCUAAGCUUCACAUGAGGUCCAACUCUCCCUCACGUUUCUCCCUUGACUCUCGAUGCUCACCUCCCCUAGAGAGAAUAGGAGAGGCCUGUGAUGACAAAGUUUCCACAUCCUGUUUUGGCAGCUAUAGUAGACAUGAACGCUACUUUGGCAGCAGGACUCCCCUGUCUAUGUUGGAGAGCAACUUCAGUGACCAGGACAAUAAAAGCUUCCUAGACAUGGUCUACUGCAAAGUUCCCUCUCAAGUGGACAAGAAGAGUGCCAGAAAUGACCCAACGGAAAACAACAACCAGAUAACGGCUAUAGACCAAAAUAUACUAGCUUCCCAAGCUACUCCCUCCAAAGAACAGAAACGCAAGAGCAGUAUUGGAGGAUUUGCCUCGAAGACAGAAAGCACAGCCUCCACAAAGAGCUCAAGCAAAGCAGAUCAAGAGAAAACCUCCAAAAAACGUCUGUGCUCAUCCUCAACUCAUAAGACCUCCACCUCUCAGUUGUCUUCCAGUACGCCCGUGAAAGGCCCGAAGGUAAGCAAUACCAAGGAAAAGAGUACUAAUGCCAAGAAAGGCAACUCCACACCCAGUGGGACUCCCUCCAAAAAGAAGGAGCCAUCUCAAGCUCUACUGGCAACGCCGCAACAUAAGCAAUGCACCCGCUCCACACCUCAGUCCUCAGCGUCUCCCUCUCCCACUUCAAAGAAGAAUUCCAGUGUCACUGAGAAAAGCUGUACAAGCAGCCGAAAGAAACUGGUAGAAAGGAGCUAUAGUAGGGAUUCUAUGCACACUAGCCCCCUGGGUGAUACUCCUCGUGGCAGCUUGGUAUCCCGCUCUUCCCUGUCGAGGAGUGGAGAAAGCAACCGGCCUGAAAGGAGAUCUGUGAGAAGCUCCAGCAGCAGUUCCUCUGUCACUAGCCUGCGCUCACCGAGCGUUUCCUCUAGAGACCUGCGGCGUAGCAGCAAAUCUGAGGACAAGGGGUUGUCCUUCUUCAAGAGUGCCCUUCGGCAAAGAGAAAGCCGCCGGUCAGCUGAUUUGGGAAAGAGCAGCCUGCUGACUAAGAAGGCCUCAGAGAGGACAGGUAAGCAAAAUGGACAAGCAAAGGACAAUGCCGGUGAUAAUGGAGAAACUGGAGACAUAGUCUCAUCACAGGCAUCAACAGAGACUCAUGGAAGUGAGACAAACUGUGUGACAAAAGAGUCUUCCAAGCCACCCAGCUCUCUUAGCCGCACUCUAUUACAUGUAGGCAAGUCCAAGUCUUCCACUUCUGAAGUAAGUCUUAAGUCUCCUACAAAUGGGAAAAAGCCUCUUGAAAAGGUGCCAUCUUCCAGGAAGCUGUCAUCCAGCAUGCAGUCUCCUGCAUGUACAAGACAGAGGCCUCAGUGAUAUAUCCACAUUCGUUCCAUUAUUUUAGGUGUUGCAGCUAUUUUCUUUGUGCCUAAGUUACAGUAAGCACCAAAUGUAUUUGAAAAGGGACACAUUUUUUUAUGUUGUGGCCUUGCACACUGGCAUUGGGUUCAUAAAAAGGCUUUGAGGUUUGAUUAUAAACAGUCAACUGCCCUUUGAGGUACUCUGUUUCUGUACAACAUCUGCAUAUUUUGUGGUGCCUAACAUUUUGGCUUGUAUACACUCAAGCACUAAUUUUUAGUAUCUUGUCAAAAUUGUUUAAAACGGUGUCCAGUGACACUUUUGGACACAAAGUAUGAACAAGCAAAGGAAUAACUGGCUAAUUGAGUUAAGCACUAGAUUGUGUCUGACACAUAUGAAAUCGCGUGGGCAUUCCUCAUGCAUGCUUGUGCACAACACAACUUCUGUAACUGCAGGGGUGCAGUGAGGCUGUAGGCCCUCAUGAUUUUCACUCAGUUCUCUAAAAAGGAGUACGCUGACAGCAUACCCCCUUGGAAUCUAGCAAUUUUAUUACCUGUCCCUCAAACAAGGGUGUUGAUGUACCUUUGCAAGGCUGAAAAGUAAUUUUGCUGGAAAGUCUGUUGUUUGCUUGUAAAGGGUUACGCUCGGGGGAAAAAAAAGGAUUUAAAUAGCAACAGCAAAAUAGUUUAACCUGACAAAUGCAGAAGUUUUAUGGUGUAUGAAUUGUUUUCAGCUUGCACGUACCAACAAUGCAUACUUUUUCUUUUUGACUGACAGUUUUGACUGGUAUAAAGAUUCUCUUCAGAUUUAGGUGAAAACACUAAAGUCAAAGCAGGCUGUUGAUGCUUAAACCUCACCGCUGUUGUCAGGAUUUCAAAGUCUGCAGUGAUCACUCUACAAAUAGUAAAGUUCAGUAGAUAAUAUGUGUGUGUGUGUGUGUGAGAGAGAGAGAAAGAGAGAGAGAGAGAAAAGAGUUUCAUUAUGAAAUAAGCGUGUCUGAGCAUUUGCAUUUUUUUUUAUUUUUUAUUUUUUUCAUGGAUUAAGGCUGAUCAGAUCAGACUGGUCAUUGAAAACCUACACUUUCCUUUUGGAACACUAAUUUCCGUACAGCUCAUGCAGUGUUUAACAGGGGCUACUUCAGUGAGCGCCCUCUCGCCAAAAGCUAAGGCAGAGACAUGGCAAAGAAAUGUAGUCAGUAGAGAAUACACAGGUAUAUGGUGUUUCUCCAGGCCAUAUAAUGGUUCACUUGCCUAUCUACCUAAUCACCUUUGACGACAGUAUCACAAAUAUCAGCAUUACUGUUAUUUGUGGUCAAUAUCUGUUUCUUUCAACUUUACUGAGAAGAUAGUAGGGCUGGUUGUCAUUGGCCUAGGCAUAACCUGUAGUAUCUUUUCAAGAGAAAUUGUCUCACAAAAAUCGCCCUGACACAAACUUGUAUCUGUAAUCAAUGAGGAAAUUAAUAGAUGAACAGAACCAGCACUGUGGAAUACAAAGCAGCUGGCCUUGAAGCAAACUAGGCGAGGAUAUGAGAAAGAGUUAGUUUUGUAUAAGUCUACAGAGAUUGAGAGAAGUUGAUUAAAUUAUUGUACUAUAAACCUAAGGAAAAUGCCCUAAGAAAACAAUUAUGGCAGUUAGAGCAAAUGAAAGCUCUAUUAAUCAUACUUACACCUUAAAGCAAGAUAUCAGAUAAUUUGGAAACCUGUGGCUCUUACAUUAUUGAAUACCAUUUACGUUGUCUGUUUUAUUAAAACCUUGGUUUACAAAAUACCAGUCGGUGGAAGACAGAAUCAGAUGUAUUUUAUAAAAUGUUUAUAUGCUGUUAAUUUUUUUCCUCGUGUUUUGGAAUGAAACCCUUUAACAUAUAAAUAUAUAUAAGAGAGACGUAUCUGUAUAGAUAUAGAUAUAGACAGAGAAAGUAUAUAGUAUAUACCUGUAUUUUCCCUCUCUUGAGCAAGAUGUAAAUUAUCUUAAGCGCCUUUCAAUACUGUCAAGAAAACAAAUCAUUGCCUCUGGCAACAUAUUAGUCCACUACUGUAUGCAUCACUGAGUAGGAAUGUUUUAAUGUUUAGCACUUUGUAUUAUAAAGUAGAUUUUUUUUUUUUCCCAGAACAAUGAUAUAUAAUAACUUAAUGAUGUAUGUAAUUCUAUAAUUUUUAAAUGUGCUAUCUGUACAUGAUUUCAGACAUAUCUUAAAGUAGUGUCAUGGGCCUUAGACUUGAAAUGGUAUAAGGGUACAUUCAUCUCAAUGUUUCAAGGGAAAUUCUGAAUAAUUUCCCCAUUACUACACCUGGUGCUGUUUAAAGGCCAUGCUCCUCUGGCACUGAUAUUUCUUAAAUUAUCAUAUUUUUAAAUGCUCCUUUUCAGAACUGUGAUCACACUUCAGUGAACUAGAACCAUAUUGCUAGUGUUUAUCAUAACCUGUGGUACCUCAUUUGGAGAAGACAAUAGCUUGCCAUUUUUUCUUCAUCGGGCUGAAACGGAAGACUAAUAAUGAGCCAUUUAAAGUGAUCGUAGUGCUACAUUUGUAUUGUUAGCAUUUGAAUGGUUAUUAGUCCAAAAUGGAUAUGUAGGCUGAAUUUUAACAACUGUCAGACACUGCAUGACAUUUUCCUGUUUUGUAGUUAAAUGAUAAGGAAAUAGCAAGCCGCUGUUUGUCAUUGCAGCCACCAUGAUGCUUGUUGGCUUUUGAGAGUAGGAAAAAAAUGGCUCCCUAUGCAUUUUUCUUUUAUUGAGAUGACAUUUAGGCCCUCAGGCCUCCUUCAAGAUCAACAAUAAUUUUGUCAUGACAAAGUUACCCCUCCCUCAAGUGCAAUAAUCAUACGAUGUUAUUGGAAAGUAAUCCGAUGAUCAACAUUUGUGUUAGAUACCAGCAUAAUGUAUGUUUUCAGUAUAUGAAUGAAUAUGGUUACAUGGCAUUAGACUCCAUCCUUCAGAAAAUAAUUCAGUUACAUUUGCAUCAUCUGUGGUGUCUGCUGGACAAAUGACCAGCUUUCCAUUUGCAAACUUAGCAUUUCUCUUGCUCAUAUAUACCAGGUUGCAUUGUUCCACUUACGGUUUUAAAAGGGAAUACCACAAAACUUAAGGAUUCACAUAUGUUAUUUACAUGGCUCGUACAGGAAUGAACAAGUCAGUAGUCACAGUUAUCAGGGACAUGUUUCCUUUGGCUAAAAGAAUUUAACAUACUGUAUCAAAGCUCAGCGGAAUAACAGUUUACCUCAUUAUUUCUUUUUUCCCUCCGAUUCAAACUGUGCCUUUGCUGCAUGAAAUCAUCUCUCGCCUUUGUUUUUCAAGACAAUCAUUUACUUAUUUAUUUAUUUAUUUUUAAACUGAUGUUGCUAAGAGGUUGGAUAACUCAUUGAAUGCCCACAAUAUGAUUUAGAGGAAAAAAGUGAGGGAGGGAGGUCAUUUUGUUGAGUAUGCAGUUGAAAGAUUGCCAUUUGUUUGGGAGGUAAACAGCUUUGCUUUCUGAGGCGACCUAAAUCACAUUUUAAGGGCAAGUCAGUCUGCUAAAAUCACUUUAAAGAGGUAAAAAAAAAAAAGCUGCCAGCCAGGCAACAGAGUCAUGUCAUUCUUUCUGGUGAGAGUAAAAUGGCAGUUUGAACACUACAACUUGUUUUUCAGCAGGACAUUUCUUGCCAUGAUCAGCCACAAUCAAUUCAGUUUUAGCCGGUGCGCUAAUAAGUUGUAAAUAUGGCCAGUUUUUAACCUCCACUGCUAUACAUGAAGGCACUGUCUUACCCCAGUGGCAUACUGAUUGGACCAAAAGCACUAUCAGAAACAUAAACAGCCUCAUAAAUUCAGUAUUUGGUCAGCCCUGCCAGUUUGUGAUUAUUUUUUAUCGUUAAAAUCUCCCCAGAUUCGAAAACUUGAGAAUCUGACCUUCACAGGUGUGCAGUGUUCGGCUGUUUGGCUCUCGUCGGUCAGCUCACCUGUUAACCAAAUGAGGACAAAGACAGUAGACGUCAAAAUCAUCCAUGUGUCCCCAACAGGUUGUUAGAUCAGGUUGUCGCCCCACACAUAAUGGACCACUCUCCUAAAAACUUGGUGUGUUUGUUUGCUGUUCUCAUCGUCCGUCCUGCAUCUGCUCUGCUGACAAGGAGCGAGACACUGUGGAUUCAUAGAUUGUUUGUCUCUACUUGAAAGUUGGCAGUGAAAGAAUGUAGUUAACAUCCCAUUCAAAAUGUCUUGCGCCAUGUAAAUAACAUAUUGGAAUGUUUUAAGCUGAGUGGUAUUCCCGUCGCUGCUCUCUUUUCUACUGGCUGUUUUAACUCCAUGUCUAAACGCCACCAAUGUGUAUGACAGGCAUUACGUAACAGAGUUUGGUGUUCUCCUUGUUUGCCUGUUUUAAGUCUGUAAUUCAGUGUCCUGGUACUAGUGGCUGGUUCAAAACACUAUUUUUUUUUUUUUUUUUUAAUUUGUCGACUCAUGGGUUUUGCAGUUGCAACUCAGUGAUGUCCAGUAGAUUUGAUGUGUCACUUUUCACGGUUUGUUUCACAUAGCACAGCUUUAUGUAUGAUAAUCUGAUGCCUCUUCACUUUUUACAUUCAAAAUUUGAUUUUGAUUUUUAUUAUUUUAUUGUUUUUUUUUUUUGUUUGUUUGUUUUUUGUAGUUAGCUUAGGGAUUGUAAAUAAUGUUUAUUGUACAACGUGGGUCAUAAUUUGAGGUCAGACUCUAAAGAACCUAACUUUUCACAAAGCGAAUGAAACAAGUGUUUUUGUUUCUUUGUUGCAUUCCCAUGUAAAAAUAUUUUAAAGUCUUUGUAAGCUGUAGACGAGUCUUCAGAGAGGUUUUUCUGCCUUGUGACCAUGUUUUGUUUUUACUCAUGCUUUGGACACCCACCCUGUCAGUAGGAGUCCUGUAAUAUGUGGCAAUUGCUGCUGACAUUUUGUGGCAAUUUGUAAAUCCUUAGGCUCAAAUCAUUUAAAAAAAAAAAAAAUGAAUUGUAAAAAUUGUAAUCAUCUCACACUCAUUCAUAAAGGAGAAAUUUGGAGGCUGAGGCUUGAAUUGCCAAACGUGUUGUGAGAUGCUCAUUUAAGAGAACUCCUCUGACCAGUGGGGACCUUACAAGUAGUUCAGUGAAAAAAAAAAGAAAAAAAAAAUCCUCUCAGUGUAUCUUUGCAGUGAUACAAAAUGCAUACAUAUUGCAAUAGAAUUUCAAAAAAAAAUCAAUGUUAUAUUCAGGAGAAAAUGAAUCAACAUUUUUAUAUGGAUUGAUUGUCCUCUCCAUCCUUUUUUUUAUUAUCAUUUUUUCCACUACAGUUAAUGUUGCCUGUAUUUUUUUUUUUCAGUGUUGUCAAUGUACAGAAUUGAGAAUGAUUGUGGAAUGCAGUAUUGCAUGAAAAUGCUAAUGCAUGCGUCUCAUUAACUAUGCAAGAGACUGCUGCUAUGUUAACCAAAAGCAGAGCAUGGCUGUUUGAAUUCCAUUGCUUUAUUUGCACAGCAUACCAAUAUUUAGAAAUUGUAAAUGACAAUGCUUCAAUGCCAUAAUCUUUUAUUUUUACUAUUUUACCAUUGUCUUGUUUGUUCUUUUUUUAAUACAUAUAUAUAUACAUACAUAAUUUUGGCGAUACAUGAUCCUGCGUGCUCCUGCCUCUUUUUGAAGAGGCGAUUCAGAGUAAAUGUUGUACACCAGCAAGAACAGUAACCAUUCUGUUUAUAACACAAGAUGCUAUUACCCCCUCCGCUAUUUUGUUACCGAAUAGUCUUAUAUAUCCAAUGUAUGUGUCUGUGCGUUGUGUCCAUUUUACUUCACAGUGACAGUAGUUUAUGAACCCGCUGUUGGAAACAGUAGCAUCAAAGCUAAAACAUUUGCAGUUUUUAUUACAGUGUGUAAAGAACAAAGACAUAAAUGUAAAUGCUCAGUUGCAACUUUUUGUAUUGUCUGUGCCGCAUCGUCUGUGUAAGGACUUAAGUGAAUCAGCCUUUUUUUCCCCACAAUUUUAAAUAUCAAAACUGGCAGUUUAUAGUUUACCAACAAAUAAGCAGUGGGUUCAAAAACUUAAUAUUGCUACUGUGUAUAAGGUAGUGACUGAUGAAGUAGAUAUGAAAGACUUAAUCACACCAGUUGUGUAAAUGCACACGCUUUCCAGCAAAAGUUAGUUUACUUUAAAAGAGAAAGUCUUUUGUUGACACCUUUUUGUUAACCAUGUCAAAGAAAAGGACGUUUUUGCAUUGUGUGAAACCAUGCACCAACUAAUUAGAAUGCUAUUAACACUGUUUUUUUUUGUUUGUUUGUUUGUUUGUUUGUUUGUUUUUAAAUAGCCUUUUAUGAUUCAAUCAAAGUAGCAAUAACUGUUCAUAUCAAAACACUAAAAUCAUACAUUAGAGUCACAGGCUCGUGUGCAGGCAACAUAAAGCAAUACUGAUGCAUGAGUAGGACUGGUGGACUUGCACCCUGAAGCCAGGUGUGAGUUGGGCUCUCGGCCAGGCAGGGAUUUCAAUCUUCACAGGCAAAGUUGGGUUUUUGAGGACAUUUUCAGGAUCUCUAUGUCAGGAGCAGAUGCUGUUUGAACUCAUUCAGAAGUGUUAAAUAAUGAACAAAACGAAUUGGAGUGGAUAUUUUAUAUUUUUCUUUGGGUGAUACUAAGGCCUAGAAGUGGCUUAGCAGUUUAAUAGACGGGCAAAACCUGAACGAAUGUCAUUUGCAACCAACUGGUGUGCUGUCCUAAUUACUAUACAUAUAUUUUUUUUUUUGUAAAUGGAGAUGUGUCCGUUUUCUAAGCGUGAGUAAGAACGCUUGAGGUAUACAGUGCUAAAUACAUAGCUCUUUUGUCUUUUUACUUGUCUUUUUUUAUAUAUAUAGUUUUUUUAUCAGUCAUGAAUCAUUUGUAUGGAUGAAAAUUGAUUGCGUUUUUAUUGGGUUCUCUGACCUCCUGUUCACCUGCUAGUACCAGGUUCAUGAUUGUGUUGUUGACACUAUAUUGUCUGAACUGGCUCACAGUGUGUUUGUAUAUUUGGGCCUCUGUUCCAGCAUUCGCCAGUUCAAGAGUUGAGGGAAGUGUUCUUACAUGGAAUAGUUUCAAGCAAGUGCGCGAGACUUUGUCAAAGUCCUUAAUGUUAAUUUAUUUCUUUUUCAUUAAUGUGUAUGCACUUUUAAUGCAGUUUUUUUUUUUUUCUUGAGAAUGCAUUUCUCCUAGAGGAUAAAUGUUUCUAUACAUUGUUGGUUUAGCCAUGCAAGAACAAAAUGGAAAAUCUGAAUAAAAAAUAUUCAAACAA
Myripristis murdjan (pinecone soldierfish) is the source of this 11803-nucleotide messenger RNA. RefSeq names its product ubiquitin specific peptidase 31 (gene usp31). Gene Ontology annotation, molecular function: cysteine-type deubiquitinase activity. Gene Ontology annotation, biological process: protein deubiquitination. The coding region runs from base 725 to 4606 and encodes 1293 amino acids. The transcript is spliced from 16 exons. Lineage: Eukaryota; Metazoa; Chordata; Actinopteri; Holocentriformes; Holocentridae. The record is from RefSeq and is a predicted model, not a curated record.